Messenger RNA from Lentinula edodes (shiitake mushroom), 2830 nucleotides. Its product is annotated as Muskelin N-terminus-domain-containing protein. Gene Ontology annotation, molecular function: protein binding. The coding region runs from base 128 to 2656 and encodes 842 amino acids. Gene Ontology annotation, cellular component: cytoplasm. The transcript is spliced from 13 exons. NCBI's taxonomy places the organism in Eukaryota, Fungi, Basidiomycota, Agaricomycetes, Agaricales, Omphalotaceae. The record is from RefSeq and is a predicted model, not a curated record.
CGUCGUUUUCGUCGCUAUUUGAGCAUUAAUAGAAAGAAAGGAAAAUGCCGGCCGGCGAUUGUGCUCAAGCGCUCAAGCGCUAACCAAGAUCAUUCACGGGUCGCUCUUUCUGGAUAUAACUCUGUCUAUGGAAACCUCCUCAGAUGCAAUUGAAUAUACUGUUCAUGACUACUCCUCAUACAGCACCCACUUUUACCCGGAGAAUAUCUUGGUAGAUGACCCAAGUAACUCGAAGAGUCGAUGGACUACACAACAAUCUGAGGCCGUACAUUGGAUACUUCUGCGCCUCAAUAAGCUCUCAGUUCUCAAAAGCAUAACAUUUGGGAAGUAUCAUACAUCUCAUCCCUGCAAUAUGAAAGAGUUCAAAGUCUACGUCGGCAUGACUCCAGAGAAUAUGACCGAAGUUCUGCACUCGUCUUUGAAGAAUGACCCUAUUAGGGAAACCUUUUCAAUUCGGCAUCAUAACAGUACUGGUCACUGCUUUCCGACUCGCUUUGUCAAAAUAGAACCACUCACGGUGUUUAGCCCAAGUUACAAUACUUCAAUAUGGCACAUUUCACUUACCGGAAUAAUCAACGAGGUGUCGGUCGAGGAAGUAAAGGAAGAUUAUGAUCGAUUUCGGGAAACGCGAGUCAUGCAACACAUUCUCAAACAUCUUCGCCAACGUCGGCUCCUGACGCCCUUCAACUCCAUCCUGACUCAAUCAAGCGUCCGACUUGAACAUCCUCUGAUUACUGAACUGUAUGAAAGCGUGGUUCUCACUGGUAAUUGGGACAAAGCCGAGAACGUUCUACACGACAUGUCCGCAGCAGGUCUGUUUGAGCAAUGCCUUAAAUCCUCUAAUCCACGCGCCGUGUGGAGAGAAAUACGCGACACCGACGCCAAUGGUGACAUCCCUUCCGUUCGUGGCGGGCAUGCUAUGUGCAUCGAUACUCAACGAAGGUACAUCUACCUUUUCGGGGGAUGGGAUGGCCAGACAAGCUUGGCUGAUUUCUGGCGUUAUGAUAUCAAGGAACAACGAUGGGUGGUUCUCAGUGCCAACACGUCUCUCGAAUCGAAUGGUCCAGGGCCCAGGUCAUGCCACAAGAUGGUGUAUGAUUCCAAAACUAAUAGCAUUUAUGUUCUUGGAAGAUUAGACGACCAAGAUAGGCCAACAAGUCGUGCGCAAACUAGAAAUUCAGAAUCUGCGGGGUCCCCGGGCUUCAAUCGUUCAUCAGGAGCCGCGGACGAAACACCAACAUUAAGCUCGAGGCCAAUGCCUUCAUCUGAGUUCUACAGAUAUCGCUGUGAAGAUAACACAUGGGAGCAUCUCGAUAUCGAUGUUAACGGACCUCGAACUAUAUUUGACCAUCAAAUGGUUAUGGAUAGCGAAGCGCAAAUUUUAUACGUGUUUGGAGGGCGUGCAGCCGAAAAAGAUUACGACUAUUCGGGACUCCAUAGCUUUAAUGUGCGUAUGAAGAAGUGGAGCUUACUUCAGGCCACUGAUAGCACAAUUCCAUCUCGUUUUGGUCACUCGAUGAUUCUCGAGCCUACCACUCGGCAGCUAUACAUAUUCGCUGGCGAACGAGAUGAGAAAUUUCUUUCGGACAUGUAUAUUUACGAUAUCGCCACAAACACCGCGACGGAAGUGUUUUCUGAUUUUACGUCCUCGGGUGGUCCCCAGCCGUGCUUUACACAGCGUGCUGUUAUAGACCCUACAUUGCAAGAAAUUUACAUAUUCGGCGGGCUUAUCCACGACCGUGCCACGCUAUCCGAGUCUUCAAACUGGCUCUAUCGUUAUCCAUCUCGACCAGGAAAAUGGCAAAAAAUACAACCUCUAAAGGGGUUGCAUAAGAGCCCUACCCCUUCGUCGUCAUCUCCUCAGAUCACUGCCAAUCCUCCGUCGAGGUUUGCUCAUCAAGUUGUAUACGAUCUUCCGUCCAAAACGGUGUAUUUGCACGGAGGAACCAUGAUGGAUUCUGAUUCCGCGAAACUCAGGGAGGGAAAUGAUGGCCAGACUGAAGAAGCACCGAUGAAAAGGUUGUCUGAUUUCUGGGAAAUGUCAUUAUGGAGACUUUCGUCGAAAGAGCUCAUCCGGCGUUCCGCCUAUCUCAUUCGCCAACAACGGUUCAAAGAAAUGUGUGAAACUCAAGCUCCAGUUCAAUCUCUCAUUUACCUUCAGAACCAAGUUUCGGAAGUAGUGAAUCACGAUGAUCCCAGCGAAACUCAACUCUUUCGAUCUCUCUUGACCCAUCUCUUGAUGAAUUCAUCCCCAAUCUCAACCGUCCCUUCCGCUAUUGAGACUGAGUCACCCAGAAAUAAUUACGCAGGCAACGCUAAGCCUCAAACUGACUCAUCGCUAUUGAAUAUAUCCACAGGCAAUAGCUCGGACCAACUUGGCCAUCCAGGGCUCCUCCAAAGCGGUCUAGACUCUGUGCAUAUCUCUUCUGAGCCUCUACCUGAUUUGUCGAGUCAGAAUCGGACUAAUACCAAGAUACAAACCUCUGAAGAUCCAUACGAGAGGAAGCUCCACCCCACAAAAGACCCUACGUCGCAGGAAUGUUUCGUUCAACGUACAAAGACCUUCGAGGCUAUCUUGGAAUUUGUUGACGAUGACGCAAAACAACCUGCUGGGAGCCUUCUGGAACUAGUCGAUGUCGACGCUGAUUUGUUAUGAGUAUGCGGCCCCUUGCUAGUGUAUGUAUUUGGGCCAGUUCUUGUAUGUAUGUAUGUACAGUACGUAUUUACUUUUUUAAUUACUGUUGAAGGUCAGGACCAAGUACUGGAUACCGAAGCGAAUGCUGAGUAUGAGUGUGGUAGUGACUUGUAGAAAGAUCAUGAAAGUUGAGUG